UUUUUGACAUGAAGCAAGUUUCUAGCUCGUGACUUGGCGUGACUUGAACGAAAAUUUGUACACCUCUACUCAAUUGGAACUAACAUGCCGAUUGGAAACGCAGGCCGUAUUGCUAUUUGUUGGGGAUUUCUAACAAUUGGUGGAGUGUACGCAUUUGUGUUGUCAAAAAAAUCUGUGGACACCCGGCGAGUUGAAACUUUACGUGUACGCGAGCGCAUGAAGAAGGCAAAUCACGGCGACUACGAUCACACUAUUGCGGACAGGCGUUUUGACUAAAAAACCCAAAACAUU
Molecule: messenger RNA, 291 nt
Organism: Drosophila busckii
Lineage: Eukaryota; Metazoa; Arthropoda; Insecta; Diptera; Drosophilidae
Exons: 2
Coding region: 85-276 (63 amino acids)
Source: RefSeq, a predicted model, not a curated record